CAUUUAUAUUGAACUUCACCAUAUAAUUUGAUUACAUUCGUUUAUCUGAAGUACAAAACAGCUACUACAAACAAAAAGGCUCUACUCUUUUUGAAAACUUGGUUUCAAAACUACUUGUAUAUAUUUUAACAUUCGAUCCCCUAACAACAAAAUAGGUAUAACUCUAUCCGGUAACCGUUGGUUUCUCAACUCGGGUGUAUACCUGUAGGCGUCAUUAACCUUACGAUUAGGACUAACUGAUUAUAAAAAAUAACUAAUCAUUAUGAUUUUUUUAUAUCUCGCUUUAUCUUUAUUUUGUUCUCUUGGUAAAAGAGCUCUGGCCACAGAACUGUGGUGUUACAGCUGUGUUAGUCACCAACCUGGAUGUGGAGAAUUAAGUGUUGAUUGGAGAAUGCAUCAAGCCAUAACUUGCCCUCGAGAUGAUGAUACAUGUGUGAAGAUUACAGAAACAAAAGGAGCUGAGAAAUUAAUUACGAGAGACUGUUUGUCAAACUUGGUUGGUCUCAGGAGAGACAUUCCAGCUGAUACAUAUGAAGGAUGUCGUCCUGCAGCAGAGCACCCUAAAAUCGCAGUCUAUGUCCAAAAUAAUAUCAAACAAAUAAAAAUAACAGGGGACUACUGGGAUGAAGUGACCUACUGUUUUUGUAAGUUUGAUCAGUGGUGCAAUGGCAGUCAUUACAAUAUUGCUGAAUUUGCAAACAUUGUAAUAACAAUAACUUUAUUGGUCAUCUUUCAGAAAUUGAUGUUUCACUGAAAGUUUUGAAUUUAUUCUUCCAUACUUGAAAAAUAUGUUAAUCUCCCGAAGAAGAUCUGAAGAGAAAAACCGUCCAGUGUGAAUAUGUUUACAAUAAUAAUUGUAUGCAUCAAGAUUUUUUUGUUAGUUUCAUGUGGGACUGCUGAAAAAAAGAUUCAGAUUUUGUGAGUUCGAUAUAAACAAUACAUAUCAGAGAGAUUUAGCUGUAAAAAAGUUUAACUUUUGUCUUUCUUUUAUUAACCAGUACUUUACAUGUAAACAGUAAGGAUGCUAGCAUAAGACAGAAUUUUCCAAACUAGAAAUAUUGUAUAACUGUUCUAGCACAUUUUUAGUAUACUGUUUCAUUUUUUUCACAAUAUAAAUCAAUGUUCUUUUUUUAGAUUCAUAUCUGGAAGUAUGUAGUUGUUUGAAGUUUGUAGCAUGAAAAAUAUUUAAUUAGUUUGUAUCAGGCAUGUUGUUUUGCUGAUUUAUGAGAACUUGAGACAGACUUGUUUUAUCUGUAUCAGUAGAUCUCUCUUGUAAAUACUAUUGCAUGAUGCUAUAAAGGCAACUAAAGCAUUUAUCAAACUCCACAUUUUUUUUACGCAAGUAACUCUGUCAUGUGGAUGUUAAAUAUGUUUUGGAUUUUCUUUUCUUUUUCCUAGAGUAUUAUUGUUUCUUACAUAUAAACCUUCUGAGACUUUGUUAUGGAGCUGAUAAAUUGUAUUUUUACACACACAUUGUGUUUGUCACUCAUUAUAUCUUCAUUAAAACACUACAUGUUUUUUCUUCAGUUUAAUAAAAUAGACUGUUACUGAUUAGUAACAAACUUGAAAACUAUUAAGUACUAAUAAUAGUGUAAUAUUAAUUUUUCUACAAUUUAUAUUAUUUUCUCAUUUUUUGUCAUUUGAUUUAUUUAAAUGAAUUUUUUGGAUUUGAAAAUAAGACCUAGAGAAAUUGAACCAUAUCAUUUUGUCAUGUAGCCUGUGGGCUUCAUUAAAUUUAAUACUGUAGUAAUUCUUUUUAGUCAGCAUAUUGGACAGUACUAUGUAGGUUUCUGUGUAUGUAUGUCUGUGAGACAUUACAGAGAUUGGAACAUAUAUUAUUAGCUGUUUGAUUAUUUGAUGUCCUUUAAACGUUUGUUUUUAUAAUGGUUGUUAGUUUUAUUGUUUGUGAAAAAGAAUGUUUUUCAGGUAAUAAUUUCGAAUUUGAUGAGAACUUUCAUCUUCAGUUUUUUUUAUACAUUUUAGAAAUUCUACUUAAUUCUAUCAAAAAAUAUCCUCCAGGUCAUGUCCAGAAACUGUAUUGCACUAUAGAUUUUUGUUUUUGUCUUUUAAAUUGGACUUUGUAGAACUGUGUUAUUAGAAAGUUGUUCUGUGAGAUAAUCAUUCCAUAAAUGACUGUAAAGAUAAAAAAUGAAAAUACAUUCCAUUUACCAGGAGCCACUAUACACAUGUUGAAUCUGAAUAUAUAUUUUCUCAUCUGAUUUUAUCUAUAAUUAUAAGAUUUGAAAAAUAUUCAAGCAUUAUUAAUAAUAAAAGUAAGUGGUGGUGUUAAAUAGAGUAAAAGAAAUUCUCUGAGAUUUUAUUUUUUUCUUUCUAUUUAUUCUUUACUUGUUUUGGGUGUUAUGAAUAGACAUUUUUCAAAGAACUGUGGGAUUAAUACAGUUAAUAUUUUAAUAACAAAUGUAUAUGAUGAUAUUUACUAUAUACUUCUCAGUUAAGACCUGUUGAAGGAUUGCAUUUGUAAUGUGUAUAUUAGAAAACUUGAAACUAUCAGAGAAAUAAAAAACUUUUCCCUACUUGUGUA
Molecule: messenger RNA, 2542 nt
Organism: Limulus polyphemus (Atlantic horseshoe crab)
Lineage: Eukaryota; Metazoa; Arthropoda; Merostomata; Xiphosura; Limulidae
Gene: crim
Exons: 5
Coding region: 263-754 (163 amino acids)
Biological process (GO): sleep; positive regulation of voltage-gated potassium channel activity; regulation of synaptic transmission, cholinergic
Source: RefSeq, a predicted model, not a curated record